Molecule: messenger RNA, 936 nt
Organism: Cyanidioschyzon merolae strain 10D
Lineage: Eukaryota; Rhodophyta; Bangiophyceae; Cyanidiales; Cyanidiaceae
Product: similar to 3-oxo-5-alpha-steroid 4-dehydrogenase
Exons: 1
Coding region: 1-936 (311 amino acids)
Biological process (GO): very long-chain fatty acid biosynthetic process
Molecular function (GO): oxidoreductase activity, acting on the CH-CH group of donors
Source: RefSeq, a predicted model, not a curated record
AUGAGCCUGUCGAUUCAAUCGAGAUCCGGCAGGGAGCUCUUGCGUUUGUCGCUAAGAGAGCCAGGCGCUCCACAGACUGUGGACGACCUCCAGCAACUGCUGUGGCUCCAGGGACCUCGGGUGAAGCCGUUGCGUCAGCGCUUGACGCUGCCCACGGGGGUUGCCUCAGCACCCAAAGCUCGUAGCCUGCUCGAAGCAGGUCACAAACUGGAGGAGUAUGGAAUUCGAGUUGAUGCUGGGGCGCAGGACUUUGUGGUGCACUUCAAAGAUCUGGGGCCGCAGGUCUCUUGGCGGGGUGUCUUCCUCGCUGAAUACUUAGGACCCCUGGUCCUGUUUCCGAUUGUCUUCACUCUGCAACUAGGGGGUCUGGACUUUAGCUACGCGUGGCAUCGGGCGCUUCCCCAACAGAGGGCGGCUCUAGUGGCGUGGACGCUGCACUUUGCGAAAAGGGAACUAGAGACGCUUUUCGUUCAUCGCUUUUCAAACGCGACAAUGCCAUGGCGCAAUCUCGUCAAGAACUGCGCGUAUUACUGGGGCUUUGCGACCUAUGUUGCGUACUUCGUUUGUCAUCCGCGCUAUACGCCGGUCGCGUCUCAUAUCCAGUUUUGGAUAGGCGUGUUGUGCUUUGGCAUCGGUGAGCUGGGCAACCUGGUGUGCCACUGGCGCCUGCGGCAGUUGAGACCCGCGGGAACGCGCCUGCGGCAGAUCCCGUACGGCUUCCUUUUCGAGCUUGUGUCGUGUCCGAACUACACAUUUGAGGUACUGGCGUGGGUGGGAUUUAACUUGAUGACGCAAACAAUCGCAGGCAUCCUGUUUAUGCUCGUGGGUACACUGCAGAUGAUGAUCUGGGCCCAGGCGAAGCAUCGCCAGUAUCUGAAGGAAUUCGGAACCCUCUAUCCCCGGUCGAGGAAACGCAUGUUUCCUUUCAUUUGGUGA